GAGUCUUCAUAGCCCGUGUUACCAUGGCCACCCACUUCUCCAAGGAUCAGGAGGAGAGAAUCAAGUGUGUUAAGGGGGACCUGUUCUCGUGCCCUCCGACGGAUGCACUGGCUCAUUGCAUCAGCGAGGACUGUCGCAUGGGUGCAGGCAUAGCUGUUCUUUUUAAGAAAAAGUUUGGAGGCGUACAAGAGCUCUUGGAUCAACAAAAGAAGACUGGGGAGGUGGCAGUUCUGCAAAGGGACGACCGAUACAUUUACUACCUGAUAACAAAGAAGAAAGUUUCUCACAAACCAACAUAUGAGACUAUGCGAAAGAGUUUAGAAGCCAUGAAAGCUCACUGUCUAAACAAUGGAGUUACUGACAUUUCCAUGCCUAGGAUUGGAUGUGGACUCGAUGGCCUGGAUUGGAACAAAGUUUCGGCAAUACUUGGGGAAGUGUUUGAAGACACAGAUAUAAAUAUCACAGUUUACACUCUGUGAGCAAACGAGUUUAAAGAGAGCCCCAUUUCCCUUGCUUUCUGGAGUGGAAACCUGUUCACUGAUGAGGGAGGAAACUGCAUGCCGAGCACAUUCUUCGUCUGAGCGUAGCUCACUCUUGUGUUGUCAGUGGCAGUGGC
Molecule: messenger RNA, 616 nt
Organism: Pterocles gutturalis (yellow-throated sandgrouse)
Lineage: Eukaryota; Metazoa; Chordata; Aves; Pterocliformes; Pteroclidae
Gene: OARD1
Product: O-acyl-ADP-ribose deacylase 1
Exons: 5
Coding region: 24-479 (151 amino acids)
Biological process (GO): peptidyl-glutamate ADP-deribosylation
Source: RefSeq, a predicted model, not a curated record